AAUAGUACGCAACGCAACAUUCUCCUCCUAUUCCUACAUCUCUUUCUCUCUCUCUCUCCAUAUGUUAUGUGUAGAUAUAUACGUGCGUGCGAUUUGAUUUGGGCAUUUCUAAUUUAUUUCUCGUUUCCUUUCCUUUGUGUUUUGGUUUUGCGUAGUGAUAGAAAGAUAGAUAGCCUUGUUGCUUCCGCCAUCACUCAUCACCAAUUCAAUGGAAAAGCUCACGCACCUCAAAUCUGCCGUUGCUUCUCUUUCUCAAAUCAGUGAGAAUGAGAAAAAUGGAUUCAUCAACCUCGUCUCUCGCUAUCUCAGUGGAGAAGCGCAGCACAUAGAAUGGAGUAAGAUCCAAACACCAACUGAUGAGGUGGUGGUUCCUUAUGAUACCUUGGUUCCCAUUCCUGAUGAUCCAGCUGAAACUAAGAAGCUUUUGGACAAACUUGUUGUCUUAAAGCUUAAUGGAGGUCUUGGGACAACAAUGGGGUGUACUGGUCCCAAAUCUGUGAUUGAAGUUCGUAAUGGCUUGACAUUUCUUGACCUGAUUGUUAUACAGAUCGAGCAUCUUAAUUCGAAAUACGGAUGCAGUGUUCCGUUGGUUCUGAUGAACUCAUUCAACACCCAUGAUGACACACUGAAGAUUGUAGAGAAGUAUUCCAAUUCAAACAUUGAGAUUCAUACUUUUAAUCAGAGCCAAUAUCCUCGUUUGGUUGUUGAAGAUUUUACUCCAUUACCAUGCAAAGGCCAGCCUGGCAAAGAUGGAUGGUAUCCUCCUGGCCAUGGUGAUGUGUUUCCAUCUUUAAUGAACAGUGGCAAGCUUGAUGCUUUCCUAUCACAGGGCAAGGAGUAUGUGUUUAUUGCCAACUCAGACAACCUGGGUGCUAUUGUUGACUUGAAAAUCUUAAAUCAUUUGAUCAAAAACAAGAACGAAUACUGUAUGGAGGUUACACCCAAAACCUUAGCUGAUGUGAAGGGUGGUACUCUUAUUUCUUAUGAAGGAAAAGUUCAGCUUCUUGAAAUCGCCCAAGUCCCUGAUGAACAUGUCAAUGAAUUCAAGUCAAUAGAGAAAUUUAAAAUUUUCAAUACAAAUAAUUUGUGGGUGAACCUGAAAGCAAUUAAGAGGCUUGUGGAAGCUGAUGCACUGAAGAUGGAGAUCAUUCCAAACCCAAAGGAGGUCGAUGGAGUCAAAGUUCUUCAACUGGAAACUGCAGCUGGUGCAGCAAUUAGGUUCUUUGAUCGUGCUAUUGGUGUCAAUGUACCUCGAUCACGAUUCCUUCCGGUGAAGGCAACUUCAGAUUUGCUACUUGUUCAGUCUGAUCUUUACACCUUAAUCGAUGGCUUUGUUAUCCGGAAUAAAGAUAGAACGAAUCCUGUGAACCCAUCCAUUGAAUUGGGGCCUGAAUUCAAGAAGGUUGGCAACUUCUUGAGUCGAUUCAAGUCAAUCCCAAGUGUCAUUGAUCUUGAUAGCCUUAAGGUGACUGGUGACGUAUGGUUUGGUACUGGUGUUGUUCUCAAGGGGAAAGUGAGCAUUGCUGCAAAACCUGGGGUGAAGUUGGAGAUUCCUGACGGAGCUGUAAUUGAAAACAAGGAAAUUAAUGGCCCCGAAGACAUCUAAGAGUUGCCUGCCAAAGUUUCUGGUAGGGCUUACCCAUGUUGAGUCUUGAAGAUUUGACGUCUGGUUUUGGUCUUGCAAUGGUUAUGCUUGUUGAUAGGAAAUAAAAUACAUGUACUUGGAAGUAUCUGGUUUGUAUCUUGCGGGAGUUCCACCGAGAACUUUACUAUUUGAGCUGUAUGUGAGUGAAACCAGUAUUCUGCUAAUGUUCUAUGACUUUGUUGUCUUCUAUGUACUUUUUCUUAUUAGCAAUUUCACCCUUCCUACUUGGAGUAGGGACAUCAUUUCUCUAUCA
This is a messenger RNA of Theobroma cacao (cacao), 1898 nucleotides long. The record is from RefSeq and is a predicted model, not a curated record. Lineage: Eukaryota; Viridiplantae; Streptophyta; Magnoliopsida; Malvales; Malvaceae.